AUGCUCCGCCUCCCAAAUGAAAUCCUCGCAGCCGUCGUCUCCUGGCUCGAGACAGAAAGAGACAUCAACGCGCUCGUCCUGACCAGUCGCCAUCUCUACCAUUCCUUUAAUAGCGUCCUGUACCGCCGCAAUGCAGAGGACUUCGGCGGCUCUGCCCUGACCUGGGCUGUCCUUUUUUGCAGGGAGGAGACAGCAAUCAAGGCGGUCAACGCCGGGGCCCCGGGGGGCGAAGCCUUGUGGCACUCGGUGAGGAAUGGAGACGAGAAAACGGCCAGACUGAUACUGUCGUCUGAAAAUGCCGAUGGAAACUUCCAGGAUAGGAACCUGGGCGAGACGCCGCUGCUGGCAGCUGUCAACCUACGGGACGAGAGCAUGCUGAAGCUGCUGCUCGGCUCGGGUAAAGUCAAGGUUGAUUUAGGGGACAGGGCCGGCAGGACGCCCUUGCUCACCGCAGCUGAUAUGGGUUACGCCGCCGCGGUCGAGCUCCUGCUGGACUCCGGCCAGAGCGAGAUGCAGCGAGGCGACUACGGGGUGCUGGAAAUGGCCAUUAUGAGGAGCCACGCAGCCGUGGUGAAGCUCCUGAUGGAGCAUGCCGGCAUCGCUCCCCAUUCACCCGUCCUGCGGGGAGAGACGCCAUUGUAUCAGGCAAUGCGUUGGGCGCGGGGGCCUAUGAUUGAAACAAUGAUGAGCUUGGGCGAGGUAGACAUCAACGCGAGGGAUCAGAUGGGAACGACGCCGUUCUUGCUGGCCGCCGCGGGUGGCUACACCGCCACUGUCAAGCUGUUCCUGGAUUCUGGAAAGGCUGAAGCUGGUUCACAUACCGACAACGAGUACUCCGCACUCAUGCUCGCCAUUUCUGGCGCUCAUGAUGAUGCUGCCAGGAUGCUCCUCGAGCAGGACGGCGUGGAUGUAAACCACCGGGGCGAUGAUGGGCACCGAGCGCUCUCACUGGCUGCUAGGGAAGGCCUUCUGGAUGUGGUGAAGACGCUGAUUGGUAUGGAGAAUGUGGACGUUGAUUCCAGGGACAACCAUGGAUUCACGCCACUCGCGUGGGCCGCCACCGAAGGUCACCUGUCAACUGUCGAGCUACUCUUGGAUUCAGGAAGAGUAGAUCCCGACUCUAGGACAUCUCACGGGUAUACACCGUGGAUGCUGGCUUCUGGAAGGGGCCACGAAGCCGUUAUGAGAUGUUUGGUGGACACUGGGAAGAUCGAUGUGUGUGCAAGGAGUAAUGAUGGCACCACGGCAUUCUUGUCUGCUCUUGGAAGGGGUAAGGUAUCCGUCUUGAAACUCAUAGUGGAAUCUGGUGAUUCAAGGUUCGACCAGAGGUUGGGGGAGCGAGGUCGGACAGCACUCGUAUGCGCGGUAUAUGGACAGAGCGUGCCAGUCACGAGAUAUCUGCUGGACUCGGGGAAAGUCGAUGUUAACGAAGCGGACGAGCUGGGUAGGACCGCGCUGCAUCACGCUUGCGCCGUUGAUGCCAGGAAGGUCACCGAAUGCCUCUUACAGCAGGAGGAUCUCGAUGCCAACGUGAGGGAUUACAGGGGAUUCACACCGCUCGUGCUCGCUGCGGGGUCGUCCCAGGGUUUUCAUCUUGUCAAGCUUCUUCUACAAUCGGGGAAGGUCGACGCAGCUUUACAAGGCCAUGAUGGGGCCACUGCAAUCUCGGUCGCGACCAGCGCGCGCCGGUAUCGUACAGUAAGACUCCUCGCGGAAUGGGAUUGGCGUAGCCAGAUGGAAGGGGAUGGAGUAGAUGGACAGUGUAGCUCAGGGUAUUUGGACGGGUUCGAUAGUGAUGAUGAGGGUGAUGAGCUGUCUGAUACAGAGAUAGAUAUCGAUGCGUAG
Molecule: messenger RNA, 1845 nt
Organism: Clonostachys solani
Lineage: Eukaryota; Fungi; Ascomycota; Sordariomycetes; Hypocreales; Bionectriaceae
Source: the annotation of a GenBank genome assembly